Dicrocoelium dendriticum is the source of this 537-nucleotide messenger RNA. The record is from the annotation of a GenBank genome assembly. Lineage: Eukaryota; Metazoa; Platyhelminthes; Trematoda; Plagiorchiida; Dicrocoeliidae.
GGACUACCCGCCAUCUGUCCUCUUACCAGGUUCGAGUGUAACAUGAUUGAGAAGGUACAGCGGCGUGCCUCGAAAUCCAUACUGGAGUUAAGGGACUUGCCUUACCCUCAUCGACUACAGCGGAUGCACCUGUUCUCCCUGGAAUAUCGCCGACGUAGAGGUGAUCUAAUUUUUACUAGGCGAAUUCUGAUGGGGGAAAUGGGGACGGAGCUACAAGCGUUCUUUCAAGUCAACACUAAUAGUUCCACUCGGGGGCACAACUGGAAACUAUAUAAACCCAGAAGACUCAGAGUUCGCUCCACUCUCGCUCUAUCAACCCGCAUUGUCAAUGACUGGAACGACUUGCCGAAACAUGUGGUCGACGCGCAGUCGGAGGAAUGUUUCAAGCGAUUUUUGGAUUCUCACUUGAUGAGUAAGCUGGGACCCUGCUUCUUCCAAUGUAGCUGUUACGGCCCCUUGUGGAAUACCGUCUCGUAGCGACUCACGGCAUCCACGCAAUGAUCGGGAAGUGAAGGAGCUGACAAAGGACUUUCCUUC